AAUCGAGUAUGCUGUCCGCCACUUCGAGCAAAGGAGGAAACAAAGAUGUGUCCAACGGUGAAAUUAGAGUUCCAUUUCCAGAAAUCGUCGAAGGGAAGAUAUAUACCGAAGAAUUUCUGAUCGCAGCGCGUGGUAUUGUGCAAAUCGUGGAUAAACUCGGCAAAGUUUUUGCACCAGUUAAAUACGAUAUACAGGGGAAUAUUACGAAACUCACUACUAAAUACGAGAAGAACAAGCAAGCAAAUGCGACUCUACAAGACAUGAUAUUAACUGAAAAAAACACAGAAACCAAUUUAAUCGCCACAGAUGCUUUAUUAUGGCUAACUAGAGGACUGCAUAUGAUCUUACUGUUUCUUGAAAAAAUCAUCGAGGACACUAAAUCAAGUACGCCAACAGAAGAUUUAGUAGCUUUCCUCAAAAAGUCUUACAAGGAAGCUCUGGAACCAUACCACGGGUGGAUGGCCCAACAGCUUUUCGAUCUUCUUUCACGUAUGGUUCCCACACGCUCGCAACUUUUACGAGCAAUCAUCGGUGAGAAAAACGACGUAAACGAUACUGUUAUAAACGAUUUGGAAAUCUAUUUAACGAAUUUACGAGAAAAUGUAUCAGUAAUACAAACAUUUUAUAAAGCUCAUAAUCUUGAAAAUACAACAUAGAAUGUA
This is a messenger RNA of Hylaeus anthracinus, 662 nucleotides long. RefSeq names its product pleckstrin homology domain-containing family A member 8. NCBI's taxonomy places the organism in Eukaryota, Metazoa, Arthropoda, Insecta, Hymenoptera, Colletidae. Gene Ontology annotation, biological process: ceramide transport; intermembrane lipid transfer. The transcript is spliced from 5 exons. Bases 9 to 656 code for a protein of 215 amino acids. Gene Ontology annotation, cellular component: cytoplasm; cytosol; membrane. The record is from RefSeq and is a predicted model, not a curated record. Gene Ontology annotation, molecular function: ceramide 1-phosphate transfer activity; ceramide 1-phosphate binding.